GAGCGCGGCUGCCCUGGCCCGCAGCUCCGCAGGGCUGCUGCCGUUGCUGCUGUUGAGAGGCGGCGGCGGCGGCACAGACGGGCGGGCAGGAAGGAUGGUGUUUCUGUGGCCGGGGCGGCGGGUGCGGACUAGGAGCCGGGCUGACGUGUGCUCAGGAGCAGCUGGCGCGGGUGCCGCUGAGGCAGGCAGAACCGACUGACGGACGGACCGACGGAAGGAGACCCGAGAGCCGGCCCCCGGGGCCGUGCAGUGGGCGAGAUGCCGGGGCCGCCCGCGUUGCUCCUACUGCUGCUACUCCUGGCCGCCGGCAGUGCCGGGGCCGCGCCACUUCCGCAAACAGGUGCAGGGGAGGCACCUGUGGCAGAAGUUUCCUCCUCUUUUGUGAUCCUGUCUGUGUGCAGUUUAAUGAUACUAAUAGUAUUAAUCGCAAACUGUGUAUCCUGCUGUAAGGACCCGGAAAUAGACUUCAAGGAAUUUGAAGAUAAUUUUGAUGAUGAGAUCGAUUUCACACCACCAGCAGAAGACACUCCCUCAGUUCAGUCCCCAGCAGAAGUUUUCACACUUUCAGUACCAAAUAUCUCACUACCAGCUCCGUCACGGCUCCAGUCUUCUGUAGAAGGUUUGAAGUCCCAAGUUGCCCGCCACAGUCUAAACUAUAUACAGGAAAUUGGAAAUGGCUGGUUUGGAAAGGUCCUCCUCGGGGAGAUUUACACAGGCACUAGUGUAGCGAGAGUGAUAGUGAAGGAGUUAAAAGCGAGUGCGAGCCCAAAGGAACAAGAUGCUUUUUUGAAAAAUGGCGAACCUUACUAUGUUCUUCAGCAUCCAAAUAUUCUUCAGUGUGUGGGGCAGUGUAUAGAAGCAAUUCCCUAUCUCCUGGUGUUUGAGUUCUGUGACCUGGGUGACCUAAAAGCUUACCUGCGCAGCGAGCAAGAGCACAUGAGGGGGGACUCGCAGACCAUGCUGCUGCAACGGAUGGCCUGUGAGAUUGCAGCGGGCCUGGCCGCCAUGCACAAGCUGCACUUCCUGCACAGUGAUUUAGCCCUGCGGAAUUGUUUCCUUACCUCGGAUCUAAAUGUGAAAGUGGGAGAUUAUGGGAUAGGACUCAGCAGGUACAAGGAGGAUUAUAUUGAAACAGAUGAUAAAAAAAUUUUCCCUCUGCGAUGGACUGCUCCAGAACUAGUAACCAGCUUUCAAGACAGACUACUAACUGCAGAUCAGACGAAGUAUAGUAAUAUCUGGUCCCUGGGUGUGACGCUUUGGGAGCUCUUCGAUAAUGCUGCUCAGCCUUAUUCCGACCUCUCCAACUUAGAUGUUCUCAAUCAGGUCAUUCGAGAGAGAGACACAAAACUCCCUAAGCCCCAGCUGGAGCAGCCUUAUUCUGACAGAUGGUAUGAAGUCUUACAGUUCUGCUGGCUGUCCCCGGACAAGAGGCCUGCGGCUGAGGAUGUGCAUAGGUUGCUCACCUACCUGCGGAUGCAGAGCCAAAGGGACUCCGAAGUCGACUUUGAGCAACAGUGGAAUGCUCUUAAACCAAAUGCAGAUAGCAGAGACACCUCAAGUAAUGCCGCGUUCCCAAUCCUGGACCACUUUGCCAGGGAUCGGCUGGGCCGUGAGAUGGAGGAGGUCCUCACCGUGACUGAGACCAGCCAGGGCCUGAGCUUUGAGUAUGUCUGGGAGGCAGCUAAGCAUGACCACUUUGAUGAGCGCAGUCGGGGUCCCCCGGACGAAGCCUUGUCCUACACAAGCAUCUUCUUUCCAGUCGAAGUUUUUGAGAGUUCACUUUCAGAUCCUGGGCCGGGGAAACAAGAUGACAGUGGCCAGGAUGUGCCCCGCGGGGCCCCCGGAGUGGUUCCUGUUUUUGAUGCCCACAACCUUUCUGUUGGAAGCGACUAUUACAUCCAGUUGGAAGAAAAAAGCGGUAGCAACUUGGAGCUUGAUUACCCACCUGCACUGCUCACCACUGAAAUGGAUAACCCAGAAAGGAUAAGCGAGGAGGCGCCCCAGUUCCUGACACUCAGGAACCUUGAAUUAGAGGAGUCCAGUACAGAUGAGGAUUUCUUCCAGAGCAGUACAGACCCCAAAGAUUCCAGUGCACCCGAGGACGUACAGGUCCCCAGGGGCCCUGAGAGCCCUUUCAACAGUAUAUUUAGCGAUCUUGACAAAUCAGAGGACUUGCCCAGUCACCAAAAAAUAUUUGACUUAAUGGAACUAAACGGAGUUCAAACUGACUUGAAGCAGACCGCUUUAAGUUCAAGUCUGGAUGACUCCAGAGAGUCCGUCAUAACAUGCCACUUUGAGAAGGAAAACCCCCGUAAGCUUUUUGACUGCGAGCCUCUUUGCUUAUCAGAAACCCUUAUACACCAAGAUAAUUUUGAUCCACUGAACGUUCAAGAGUUAUCAGCAAACUUUUUGUUUCUUCAAGAGAAAAACUUACUAAAAGACUCCCUGUCCAACAAAGAACAUAUUAAUGAUCUUCAAACAGAACUUAAAAACGCUGGCUUCACCGAAACGAUAUUAGAAACUCCACAUAGAAACUCUUUAGACCUUGAAGUUAAGUUUGCCGAGACUAAAGCAGCCUUUCCCUUGCUGCAGGAAAGCCUCGGCACAAAGGGAGAAGAUACAGAUGUCGCGCUUGAGGACAACACUUUGAACACCUCGUUACGGUCUUCCCCAGAAGUGCAGGUCCCUCCUACCUCACUGGAGACAGAAGGGGCAUCUCCUUGCUUCCCUCCAGACACCCUCCGGAAGCCCGGAGAACCCACAGGCCCGGAUGUCCGUGGCCGCGAAGACUGUCUCUGCCAAGAAAUAAAUCCAGGCCCUGAGACCAUCAUGGUAGGAACUCUCGCAGCAGAUGCCAGAACACACGGCGUUGGUGACGGGUCCCAGGACCUGACCCACCAAAGUGAAGAGGCCUUGAGACCGACCAAAAGGGACUCGGUCCUUGCUGAUGACAUUUUUGCCAAUAAGGUGAGUAUAGGAAGUAGUGUUCCAGAAUCAAAACAGAACCUGGAACAUCAGCCAAUCUUGGAAGAUUGCCACAGUGAUGACGUGCUGGAGAGAAGCUCAGAAGGUGUGGACUCCCGGAGUGAGCGGCACUGUGAAGAUGCUGCAAAGGAGGGGGGCCUGGUGUCCGCCCUCUCCUCAGACUCGACCAGUCAAGACAGCCUUUUAGAAGAGAGCUUGUCAACACCCAUUCCGACCUCGGAACAGUCUGUGGAGACCCCGGACUCUCUGGAUUCAGUGGAUGUUCAUGAAGUUUUAUUGGGUUCCUUAGGCUCUCACACUCCCCAGAAACUCGUGCCCCCUGAUAAGCCUGCAGAUAGUGGCUACGAGACAGAGAACUUGGAGUCCCCAGAAUGGACUCUGCACCCCGCCCCCGACAGUGCCUCAGCCCCAGAGGCAGCCAUGGCGGGCGAUGGCAGCCCUGGCACUCCGCCCCCCAACCCAGUCAUUGUCAUCUCGGACGCAGCCGACAGCCACAGAGGUACAGAAGUGGCCCCACAGACUUUCGCGCCUGGCUCUCAGAGCUCAUACCGUGACUCUGCUUACUUCUCAGAUAAUGACUCUGAGCCUGAUAAGAAGUCCGAGGGGGUCCCGGGACCCUCGGCCUCGGCCUUGGUAGUGGUAACGGACCAGCCCCUGCCUGAGCCGGUCGCGCCAGAGCACAGCCCUGGUGCCACGGACAGUUGCCUGGAAACCAGACACAGCCAGCCGGACCAAAGUUGUCUCCCUGCUUUGCACAGUCCCGGUCACCCGGAGUCCGAAGAGUCGUCGGAACCGGCACCAGGCGAUGUCUCCAAGCAGACUCCGCCUCUCGAAGAUGAGGGCGGUAGCCCCUUGAGUUUGGGGAACUCCGAGCUGAGCAGCAGCGAGGACUUGGAGGCACCAGAGGAGCGCCCCUGCACGCUCGCUUCCACCGGAACCAACACCAAUGAGCUCCUGGCCUUUGCAAGUGCCGCCCUGCGCCCCAGCUGCGCAGCGGACCUGAUGGCCGAGAAGUCCUCGUGCGACCGCUCCGAGGGCCCCAAGCUGAAGGAGCCAGAUAUCGAAGGGAAGUACCUCGGGAAGCUGGGCGUGUCAGGUAUGCUGGACCUCUCGGAGGACGGCAUGGAUGCAGACGAGGAAGACGAGAACAGCGACGACUCGGAUGAAGACCUGCGGGCGUUUCACCUGCACAGCCUGAGCUCCGAGUCGGAGGACGAGACCGAGCACCCCGUGCCCGUGAUCCUCAGCAACGAGGACGGGCGGCACCUGCGGAGCCUGUUGAAGCCCACUGCCACUGUCGCCAUUGACCAGCUACCGGACGACUGGAAAAAAGAAAAGAAGGCGGUGACAUUUUUUGAUGAUGUCACAGUCUAUCUGUUUGACCAGGAGACCCCAACCAAAGAGCUGGGGCACUGUGGAGGAGAUGCCCACGGCCCCGAGUUGAGCAGCCCGGCCCCGUCUUCAGGUUCUCCCUACCUGAGCAGGUGCAUAAAUUCCGAAAGCUCGACUGAUGAAGAAGGUGGAGGCUUUGAAUGGGAUGACGACUUCUCCCCAGACCCUUUUAUGGCAAAGACAACAAGUAACCUUCUUAGUUCCAAGCCUUCUCUUCAGACAUCUAAGUACUUCUCACCGCCUCCGCCGCCACGGAGCGCGGAACAGAGCUGGCCUCACACCCCGCCGUAUUCCCGAUUCUCCAUCUCACCCGCCAACAUCGCCAGCUUUUCUCUCACUCACCUUACUGACUCGGACAUCGAGCAAGGAGGAAGCAGCGAGGAUGGAGAGAAGGAUUAGGUGGCCUGAUGCACGCUUGGGCCCCGGGCUGCUCUCCGUGGGUGGCAUUCCGGCGCUGCAGCCUGGCGGUGACUUCCCCUCGACAGUGUGACGGCAUCAGCUGCAGCGGGUCCGGCCCAGGAGAGAGACUCGGAGGCCCGCAGGGAGCCGGGGAGGCCCCAUGGCUGCUCGCACCCUGGUUGCCCUCGGGGGGCACUGCCCCCGCUCUGCUGUGUGGGAGCUGUAGGCUCCGGGCCAUUUCCAGUUUCCCUGCAGGGGUGUCAUCCAUGUCCACGUCUGCGCAUCCCUGCUGCGCACGAGGGCCCGGAGGAUCCCGAUGGGAGCGGGCGCCUGUGAGUGAGGCAUAUUUAUUACUUGUAAAGAAAUCACUACUUGCUUUCUGUAAUUGCACUGUGGGUAGGUGUUCUCUGAGUACCGAUACUGUACAGAAUCUUAAAUUAUUCGAGGACAAUAAGGCAGGUCAAGCUGGUGCAACCCACUAGUUUGAUGGUUUCCUCUGUUUUAUAGUUUGUUUGCUCUGCAUGGUACUUGUAAAGCUUAAAUAUUUUGAGUGUUCUGCUGUCUAGAAUUGUUGGAAUUGUACAUAUGGUACUUUUUCGUACAUGAUAAAUGAUUCCGAAUGUUAGUGUUUUUUUGUUCCUACAGGAAAUAUUUUUGAUGAGUACAAAAAGACUGUUUUGUUGACCGAAUGGAACACACGUUUGUCUCUUUCUAUAACGCAGGUUCCUUUUAGCAAGGGAGGCUUCCCUGAGGCGGUGAGGGGUCUGCAGCCCCUCCGUGUGCUUCUCCCGCCCCACCCCGCUCCCUGACUUUGUAAACCCUUUCGGUAAAACUUGACAGGCUGUUCACCCCAGGACUCAGCCGCGGGGUAAGGUCCAGGUCUCCUGUCCCCCUCCCCGGGGAGCCGAGUGCCCGCUCCCCCCGUGUGUGCUCUGGGGUGGCCCCUGCACCACAUCACCUCACAGCCGGCUCUUCUGCUUGUUGUCUGGGAGCGUGGCUGCUGUGGCUUCAGCGUCCCCGUAGACAGUCUGGGGCUCUGAGAAAGAGCUGCCGUGUGGGGCUCUUGUCGCCGAGGACGGUCUGAGUUCCUUCUGUCUGUACACAUUAGGUGGUGAGCUUUUAAGUAACGUAGAGCGGGCUGUCCCCUCAAGAACCACCCCGCGUCAUGGCCAGGCGUGGCUGCUCUCCGUCACCAAGGAGUUAACACUACAUCCUGCAGCCGGGAGGAGGGACGAGGGAUGAUGGCGGAGCCUGCGCAGCCAGCAUGUCCUCCCAGUUGGGGCCUGGGGCGGCCACGAUGGCCGUCACACCCAGACGCGGCCCCGGGCCUCAUUUGCACUGACCCUUCCCUUCUGCAUCAGCACCUCGUUCUCCCCUCGCCUUGAAAGGGACUGAGUGUGUCGAACGUGGCCUCCCAGCGUUGGCAGGAAUUGGUGUUUGGGAUAAAAAAGCUGACCUCAUCUGCAGUCUGUGAGUUCGUGCCACGGCUGAGGGAGGCUUGGUGUGUCCGCCACGAAGCCAUGUGUGUCGGGGGUCUGACCUCGGGUCUGUGGCUCCCACACAGUGGCCCCUCACCCCACAUGUUUUCCGGUGCUGAUUUGCUUGCCCGACUCCAGCGCCACACAGGUCCACUGGGCUGUGUGACAGAAGUCCCAGCAGCUCUGGUCCCAGUGGGAGUUGCAGGUGUGGGUACUGGCUGGAGUUUAUGAAGUAAAUGAUGACCUUGAUGAUCAGUUCUGGCUCAGUCCACUAACUUUUUAUACCUAGCAAUAACCUUCCCGAGCGAGAACUCAGACUGGAGAGAGAGAGCCCCCUUUAUCCUCCGCGUGGUGUGAACAGGGGGAGCACAGCGGGGAGAGCCAGGCCCAUGGCACACAGCCGGGAACCCACCGUAGGGCAUUAGAAGGUGAUUUUGCCAAACUGUCAUAACUCUGCAUUUCUUGCUGUGGAGCCUUCCUGAGAUUCCUGAAUUUUUACAUCUAACUACCAGUCUUUGUGAGGAGGUCAACGAGAGGUGGUGAUUAUACAAGUUUUUUCAAACUCUAAGGAGUUCAGAUUUAAUGACUGAAAUCCAGCAGAUCCAUAGAAUAUAUAGUCUUAUACAAUCAGCCCGGGAUAAAUUUAUAGGUAUUUGGGGGCUGUAUCUUUUUCACUAUGAUUAAGGAGAUUUUAACAACCUAAUUCCCAUUUUAACUUAAUUUAAAUCUAUAUUGCUGUCAUGAUUAAUUGCCAAAAGAAAGCAUUUUCUACACUGAGUUGGGGGGUGGGUCUGAGUAGUAAAUCUUACUGUGGUGUUGCAUGGCGGGGAAGAUUUUAUAUAUAUAGUACACAUGUGAGCUAACACGUUCUUUUGAAAUCUCAAGCAAUACACAGGAAAACCAAUUAUGUAGAUUAAAAUUUUGAGCCCGUCUUUAAAGCAUCAGCAUGUGCUUUUGUUGUUCAGUUCCGUUGUUUUGUUUUGUUUUUGGCUUCCCCCCUCCCCCCUUUUACUAUGUCGGUUACUAAUAGCAGGUUUUCAGACCAAACUGGUCCUGAGAAGUUAUGCGAUGAAAUAAAUCAGUGGAAUUCUCUAGAUAAUACGUUUGGGGUUUAAAAUGCCUGGUCCACCGUGGUAUUUCCUGGCCUCUUUUGGAGUCUUACCAGGUUUUGGUUAGUGUUACUCUGGUGGAGUUUAUGUAUUUUAAAGCCCAGAAUAAAAAUAAUCUCACCUUCAUUUCCUUCCUAGCUAAAUGUCCAUUUUGUGUUAUCAAAUGAUCGUGUCAUAAGCCAGAAAAAGAAAUGUAGAAAAAGUGCUCCCCAAAUCCUUCUGGAACUUGGACCGUGUGUGUGGGUAAGAAGCCAUUCAUCUUCACGGUGAAGGAGCUCUACUAAGCUGAAUUGAAACAGAGCAUCUGUUCUAUUUUUAAACGCACAGGUGAUUGUUUCUAUAGAAAUGGGUUUUAUCUCCGAAAAGUCUUUGUACAUCUUGCUGCCAUAAAAACGCCUUUCAGAACCUCUCCCUUGUCCCUGGUGGUCUAGUGGUUAGGAUUUGGCGCUCUCAGAACCUCUCCCUUGUAUCAAUAUUUCUGUAGGGUGCUUAUAGGGCUAGUGACCUACUGCAUGUCCGUCCGGAGGGCCCGAGGCUCGAGGGGGGCAGCUCCCGGCUGUGUCCUCCCCAGCCCCCCCAUCAUCGGAAAAGCCCGGAAGUGAACCCAGUGUUAGGCUCCAAAUGUCAGGCCCCGGUGACAGGGGCUUCAGGACAGUAGCCUUAUGAGAAGUAGCCUUAAAAUAAGAUUGGGCCACACAGUUAACUUCAGAUUUCAGUCUCCUCCACAAUAUUCCUAACGGUAACGGGGUCGCCUCAAGUGUUGGCUGUUCACAAAGCAGCUUCUCUCCAGUACAUAAAUUCCGCGACGUGUAGACAGUAUUGAACUACCAACAACCUGUUACGGGAGCGGCCUGGACGUGUCUGAGCCGCUCGGGCUCACAUGGCGCAGACAGACCUUCCUGACCGGCCGGUGUGCGAACCCACUGUUGGAUUCCGUCCGCAGAUAAGGACCCCCGGGACAGUCCACCCACGCGGCUUCCCUGUCGUGCUUAAACACAGUUGUGAGAGGUUCACGGCAAUAUAACCGCUAAUGAACUUUCAGUUUAAAUUGUGUACAUUUUUAAAUUGUAAGAUUUUUACUGUAUAUUGAUGCAUAGUGUGAUUCAAUAAAUUGCUUGUAAUUUAAAAACUAUUUAAUAUUCAAAAUAAAUAUAGUUAUAUAUUUAUAAA
Messenger RNA from Hyaena hyaena (striped hyena), 8533 nucleotides. RefSeq names its product lemur tyrosine kinase 2 (gene LMTK2). The record is from RefSeq and is a predicted model, not a curated record. Lineage: Eukaryota; Metazoa; Chordata; Mammalia; Carnivora; Hyaenidae. The transcript is spliced from 14 exons. Bases 259 to 4776 code for a protein of 1505 amino acids. Gene Ontology annotation, molecular function: protein kinase activity; ATP binding. Gene Ontology annotation, biological process: protein phosphorylation.